AUGUUGGAGGGUGGCCGGAAAGCUUUACGGAGGGGCGCAGUCAGGAAGCCAGCAGUGGACAAGAUGUUCCCUGAGGGUGCGGGGCCUUACGUGGACCUUGACAAAGCUGGUGGAAGUACAGGUUUGUUGAUGGAUUUAGCUGUCAAUAAAAAGGCUGUACAGGCAGACUUCUUUAAUAAUUUUGAAGAUAUGUUUGAUGAUGAUGAUAUCCAGUGAAAUUCAUCUUCCUGCUGUGCUUAAAUACCUAAGUUUCUUGUAGAAGCAGACUAUAUUCCUAACAAAAGAUAGGAAAAUGUGAAUA
Messenger RNA from Zootoca vivipara (common lizard), 301 nucleotides. Its product is annotated as COP9 signalosome complex subunit 9-like. The record is from RefSeq and is a predicted model, not a curated record. NCBI's taxonomy places the organism in Eukaryota, Metazoa, Chordata, Lepidosauria, Squamata, Lacertidae.